AUGCUUAAUCUUGCAGUUUAUUAUCAGUGGGUUCCAUUUGUUCUGGGUCUGCAAUGCUGCCUCUUCUACACCCCGCGUCUCAUCUGGCAGGCAAUUUGCUAUAAUCGCACUGGAACUGACUUGGAAAACCUUGUCAAUCAGGCUGUGACAGCCAUGCAUAGCGACGGAAAGGGUCGUCAGGGCGCUGUUGACACCAUCGCAGAAGGCAUUGAGCACUUACUCUUCCAAGGUCAGAAAAGAGCUAUGCUGGGUCGUGAAGAAUUGAGAGGUGGUGGCCGAAGUGCCACGGACUCAGAAGGCGAGAAAAUGUUAGACUACGCGGGUGAAAAGCAUCACAGGCGCAACUUUGCCUCCCAAAGCGCACGUCUCCGCGUUUUGUCAAAGCGUCGUGGGAAUUACAUCGUGUUGACAUAUUUGCUCAUCAAAAUGCUUUACCUCGCCAACGCCAUAGGCCAGAUGUUUCUGAUGCAACACUUUUUGGGUUUCAACUCCACAUCUAGUCCCCUCUUCGGGUUCAGUGUACUCAAAAACAUUAUCAAUGGUCAUGAUUGGCAAAUGACACAGAUAUUCCCUCGUGUCGGCUUUUGCUAUGCCGAAAUGAAGAUUCUUGGUGUUCGUGUGAAUGGCGUGACGGCGCAAUGCGCCCUACCUGUAAAUAUGCUCAAUGAAAAGCUCUACAUCUUCCUUUGGUGGUGGAUCUUGGCAGCGGCUAUUAUCACCGCAAUCUACUUACUCCUCUGGAUCAUUCGAAUUUGUGCAAAAUCACGAGAAGUUGACUACAUUAUUAAGUAUAUCAAAUUUGCUGAUGAUGUUCCUCAAUUCGAUGAGCGCGAUGUCGAUGAUUUUGCCCUUCGCUUCCUUCGCCACGAUGGCAUGUUCCUCAUUCGAAUGGUUCGAUUGAAUGCUGGUGACGUUGUUGCAUCCGGGGUUGUAAAUGCCCUUUGGAACCGAUAUCAAGAACGCUUGGAAUCAGGGAAUCGAGAUCCUCUGACCAACAAUCUACGUAGCAAUGUUGGCUGGUCUGCUAGCCUUGAAAAAGGUGGAGAUGAUACCACCGUGAGAAACAGGGCACCUGAAAUGCCUUCUGUUGACUCGACGGAGACGCCUUACCCUCAUCAGCCAAGAAGUAUUCGCACGCACACCUGA
This is a messenger RNA of Hydatigera taeniaeformis, 1146 nucleotides long. Lineage: Eukaryota; Metazoa; Platyhelminthes; Cestoda; Cyclophyllidea; Taeniidae. The record is from the annotation of a GenBank genome assembly.